This is a messenger RNA of Aspergillus welwitschiae, 408 nucleotides long. RefSeq lists its product as uncharacterized. The record is from RefSeq and is a predicted model, not a curated record. Lineage: Eukaryota; Fungi; Ascomycota; Eurotiomycetes; Eurotiales; Aspergillaceae. Bases 82 to 273 code for a protein of 63 amino acids. The transcript has 2 exons.
GAUGGAUUUAAAUGCAUGGCGCUCUGUGGAGUGCGUUGGAAGUGAAGCACUCUGGAUGUUUUGAGUCCGGAGCUGGUCUAAAUGCGGAUGUUUGGAGUCACUUUGAGGAUGAUCAUCUGGUGGACCAUUCUAGCGUUCUGUUGGAGUUUAUGGCCGUUUCUUUGUAUCCUCUUUCUUAAUAAGCUCUAUCACAUGCAAGCCUUACAUCUGCGCCCUCAUGCCAUUGUAGUAAGACGUGGACCUUUUCAUCAUAUCAUAAUUGACUGGGAUUAAGUGUCUCUUAAUUUCAUCAAUAUCAAGAUCUCCAGUUGAAGCCACAGACUGCGAGGAGGCUGGGUGAUCUUCGGGACUCCUAAGGCAAAGAUGCUAAUUAGUGUAGCAGUAAUGAUAGUAUGAGCAACAUAUACA